Messenger RNA from Diaporthe batatas, 1059 nucleotides. RefSeq lists its product as uncharacterized. Gene Ontology annotation, molecular function: oxidoreductase activity, acting on NAD(P)H. The transcript is spliced from 2 exons. Bases 1 to 1059 code for a protein of 352 amino acids. The record is from RefSeq and is a predicted model, not a curated record. Lineage: Eukaryota; Fungi; Ascomycota; Sordariomycetes; Diaporthales; Diaporthaceae.
AUGAAAGUCAUCAAGAUCCAGCCAGGGGGUAGGGCUGCCGUUUUCGACGCGCCAAUACCACGGCUGCACCCUGACUGCGUCAUGGUCAGAACCGUCGCAGUAUCGUUGAACCCAGUGGACUGGAAAACCAUCAGCUUUGUGCCCGGAACCGCAGGUUGCACCGCUGGAUCCGACUUUGCAGGCACCGUGCGUAAGGUCGGGUCAAAAGUGACCAAUCUCAGGGUCGGCGAUCGGGUUGCCGGAUGGGCACACGGCGGUAACAUCGGCAGCCCUGAGGAAGGCUCCUUUGCCGAUUAUGUCGUGGCCAAGCAAGGAAUCAUUCUCAAGAUCCCAGCAGGUGUGGGCUUCGAGGAGGCGGCUACUCUGGGUGUUGGGAUCUCGACCGUCGGUCUAGGUCUAUUCCGACGGCUUGAGCUUCCGCUGCCGACCGAAGCGGUCAGCAGCAGCCUACCAUUGCUAGUAUACGGCGGCAGUACGGCGACAGGAACUUUGGCUAUCCAGUUUGCCAAACUGUCCGGCCUCAGUGUCAUCACGACAUGCUCCCCUCACAACUUCGCCAUGGUCAGUGACCUGGGAGCUGACGCAGUAUUCGACUAUGCGAGUCCCAAUGUUGGUUCCGACAUCCGAGAGCUCACCCAGAAUGGACUUUACUAUGCCUUCGACUGCAUCUCGACUGAAGAGUCGGCACGGAUAUGCGCGGAUGCCCUCUCGGAAGACACGAUCAGCAAGAAGCCAGUGUAUAGUGCCGUGCUUUAUUGUCAUUUCCCACGUAAGGAUGUGUGCGUAAAAUUCACGGUCGCUCAGACCAUCUUUGGCAAAUCCUUCAACAAACCAGAACUGGGGCCCGAGGAUUUUCCCGAGGAUACGGGUGACUAUGAGUUCGGUCAAACCUUCUGGAAAAUAGCCGAAGGCCUUUUGGCGGAGGGCAAGUUCAAGGUUCAUCCACGGGAUGUCAGAGGUGGCGGCCUCGAGGGUGUUUUGAAAGGGUUAGAGGAACUGAAGGUGGGCAAGGUCAGCGGGAAGAAGCUAGUGUACAACAUUGGGGCGGCGAAGGGGUAG